Messenger RNA from Tauraco erythrolophus (red-crested turaco), 1461 nucleotides. Lineage: Eukaryota; Metazoa; Chordata; Aves; Musophagiformes; Musophagidae. The record is from RefSeq and is a predicted model, not a curated record.
UACGGGAGUAUGCUGCUUGCAGAGGCUCUGCUGGAAGAAUGUUUGAAGGAGAACUUUGCCAAACUGAAGGACUCCAUUCCAUUGACAGAGAAGAAUGAGCCAAAACUGAGUGAAGCUAAACAGUAUCUGACCAAUACCUUAAGCAGAGGAAAGCUACGACCUACGUAUAUGACAGAGGCUAUGCUGAUCCUAGGAAAGCUUCAUUAUGUGGAGGGAUCCUACCGAGAUGCCAUCAGCAUGUAUGCAAGAGCAGGCAUUGAUGACCUCUCCACAAAAGAUAAACCUCUGUACGUGAUGCGUUUGGUAGCUGAAGCCUUCGUUAUUAAAGGUCUCUCACUGGAGCGCUCAACCAACUCAAUCGUCUCACGUGCUCGGUUGUGUGAAAGAGAGGAAGAAGUCACGGCUUGUUUUGAGACAGCAUGUGUCAUUACCCAGGUGUACCUGCAGGAUCUUGAAAAGACCUUAAACAACACACAUUCAAGGAGUAUCAAGGGCAGCAAUGUGACUUACUCUGAGUUUGAACUUUCCUACUUCCUGGAAGCAGCUCUACAGAGUGCCUAUGUGACUCAUUUAAAGAAGGGAAAUAUUGUGAAAGGAAUGAGGAGUCUGCGAGAAAUACUACGGACUGUGGAAACAAAAGCUACUCAGACCUUCAAAAUGACUGCAGCCAAACAGCUAGCCCAAGUACUUCUCCAUUCCCUCAGUGAAGACUGUUACUGGAGCCCUUUAUCUGAUCCGCUUCCUGAGUUCAUGAACAAGGAAGAUCAGUCUUACGUUAGCAAUCUUCUUUGUCGAAGGCCUGAGCUGUACACAGAAGAGAAUGUAUACUGCCCUCAAGACAACGUAGAAGAGGCUCUCCUUCUCCUCUUAAUCAGUGAAUCCAUGGCAAACCGGGACGCGGUGAUCAGCCGAGCCCCAGACCAGCGGGAUGACCGAGCUGUCAGCCUCCGGGAUGCUUCUGCAGUCUACGACCUCCUCAGUAUCACGCUGGGCAGGAGAGGGCAGUAUGUCAUGCUUUCCGAGUGCUUGGAGAGAGCCAUGAAGUUUGCGUUUGAUGAAUUUCACCUCUGGUACCAGCUUGCCCUGUCCAUGGUGGCUUGUGGAAAGUCAGCAUAUGCUGUGUCAGUGCUUAAAGAGUGUGCUAAACUGCGACCUACAGAUCCCACCGUUCCUCUUCUGGCUGCCAAGGUCUGCAUUGGGUCAUUGCACUGGCUGGAAGAAGGAGAAUACUUUGCUAAAAUGGUGAUAGACCUCGGUGAGGAUGCUGGAGAGUCCUUAGCAAAGGGUUACCUGGCACUGGGCCUGACAUACAGUCUUCAAGCUACUGAUGCUACUCUGAAGGACACUCAGGAUGAAUUAAACAAGAAAGCACUUCAGGCUUUGGAGAGAGCAUAUGACUUGGCCCGGGAAGAUCACCAAAUCAUCCUCUACCUAUCACUGCAGCUGGCUCUUGUCAGACAG